AUGCAUCCAAUUCGCUCCAUUUCUUCUGGUGAUGACUCCGAUGAACCACACCAUCUCUAUGGCGAAUAUCACAGCCAGAGACACCCAGACACAGAAAUCGAAAACCAGGAAUACAGAAUUGAUCUUCCCAGCCGUUCAGCAUCGCAGCCAUCGUACAACCUUCUGGCUAGUUUGCCCAGGUUGACUGUGGAGACCAGUUCAGGAAAGUUACGAGAUGAACUGCUCAAGCGAAGAAAUUCAGAGAAUACGGCAGCGUAUUUUUCAAAAUUCAGCAAUGACUACAUUCUGUCUCCCAAGAACUGGUUCAAGCCUUCAAAGAAGAAAAAGAAGCGCAUUGUGCCUUCAGACUCUCUGGUUUAUCAGAUUGAGUAUUCAGUUUUCCACCCCAUCAGAAACUUACAUCACAUCAAUGAUCAACUAGAUAUUCAAACACAUUUGUUGGAGAUUUUGAAGGCUGAGGGUUAUAGCCUUGAUGAUGGAAGCCAGCCAGAAAACUACAUUGCCGAGGAGGAUUUUCGGAUCCUCGUUGCAACCAUUACUCACGAUGUAGAGUUUGAUUCAGAUCUCAAGCCCCAAAGAAUUAGCCAGGGAUCAUCUGGUAGCUACUUCAUUUUAGGAAAGCACCAUCAAGAUGAAAAUAAUUCUUAUUCUCAACAAAUAUUCAAAAGAGGGAUUUUUAAGCCUAAAGAUGAGGAGCCUUAUGGUCCCUUAUCACCGAAGUGGACCAAAUGGAUUCACAGAACGUUCUUUCCGUGCUUUUUUGGUCGCUCGUGUCUUACUCCUAACCAGGGUUACAUUUCGGAAGCAGCAGCAUGUGUUCUUGAUCGCCAACUUUUGUCGUACAUUGUCCCAUACACCGAUGUGAUAUACUUGAAAUCCAAUCUGUUUUACUACUCAGUGUGGGAAAGAACAACAUCAAAAAUUCGCAGACACAAAAUUGGAUCGUUCCAGAUGUUUCUUAAUGGAUACAUGGAGGCUCAUUCAUUCUUUAAGAUGUAUCCUGUUCCGCAGAAUAUCGAUCGGCUUCCUGAGACUCGUGAGUAUUUUCUUGAAGAAGAUGAAUCGGUUGAGGAUGCCAAGUUGAAGUUCAAAUGGAGCCAGGACGUGCUUUUGCAGUUUCAGGAGCAAUUGGAGAAGCUUGUUAUCCUUGAUUACAUCAUGAGAAAUACGGAUCGAGGGGCUGAUAACUGGAUGAUCAAAAUUGUAUGGAAAGAGCGCUCAUUCGAUUCUGGUCCUCGUCAAGUAUAUCCUUACUUGAAGGUUGGAGCCAUUGAUUCUGGCCUAGCAUUUCCUUGGAAGCACCCGGACGAAUGGCGUUCGUUUCCCUUUGGUUGGCUCUUUCUACCUUAUCUGAUUAUUGGACAGCCAUUCUCUCGUAAAACCCGCCAACACUACUUACCUCUCCUCACACUGAAGUACUGGUGGGAGCAGACUAUUACGAAGUUGAAGGAAGUGUUCUCCCAGGACCAGGACUUCAAAGAAAAACAAUGGACCAGGCAAGUUGCUGUGUUGAAAGGUCAAGCGUUCAAUGUGGUAGAAAUCCUUAAGUUGCACUAUGCUGGUCCCUUGGAGCUUACCAGAAGAGAGAACCUUCUUAUUUGGGAUGAUGAAAUGAAUGUUCCGAUCCUGGUCAACAAUAAUAACAUCACUAAUGCGAUGGAGAGCAGUAUUUACGAUUUGGAACCCCCUUCUAAACGAGUAUCUAUUGGAGAAACACCAUUCGCUACACAAAAUACUGAAACUACACCUCUAUUGAAAAGCCGUGAUGACUUGAGACGGCAAUCGAGCUCUGGAAGCUUGAAAAGUGGAAACAGUUUCUGCGACCCGUUGCAAAUGUCCGGAUUCGAGUACAAUUUGAAUAUUGAGGAUAGCGAACGGCAACUGUUUGAAGGAGAUGAAGAGACAAGUACGAAGAAGGUGAUCAUUGAGCGCCUUGAGAAAGUCGAUGCUAGGCUGCCUUUCUUCACGUGGUGUUGA
Messenger RNA from Sungouiella intermedia, 1977 nucleotides. Lineage: Eukaryota; Fungi; Ascomycota; Pichiomycetes; Serinales; Metschnikowiaceae. The record is from the annotation of a GenBank genome assembly.